This is a messenger RNA of Pseudonaja textilis, 800 nucleotides long. The record is from RefSeq and is a predicted model, not a curated record. Lineage: Eukaryota; Metazoa; Chordata; Lepidosauria; Squamata; Elapidae.
GGCGGCGGCGGCUCCAUGGCGAGGCGGCGGCCGGCCCCGCUGGUCUUGCCCGGCUGCCCGUACUCGGUGUCGGUGGUGCAGGAGGGCUACUGCCGGGCGCAGGCGGACGGCUCCACCCUGGCGGACGGGACGGUGUCGCUGGUGCUGGGCCCCCGCCUGACCCUGGUGGACACGGGCGGGCCCUGGGCCCGGGAGCGGCUGCUGGCCGGCCUAGCGGAGCGCGGGGUGUCCCCGGGCGACGUGGCCCACGUGGUGUGCACCCACGGCCACUCGGACCACGCCGGCAACCUCAACCUCUUCCCGCGGGCCGAGCUGAUCGUGGGCACGGACGUCUGCCAGCCGGGGGGGCGCUACCUGCCGACGGGGCUGCGCCAGGGCGGCCGCUACGCGAUCCACGCGGGGCACCUGGAGGUGCUGCCCACUCCGGGCCACACGGGGAGCGACGUCAGCCUGCUGGUGCUGGGCACUUCGCUGGGCAGCGUGGUGGUGGCCGGAGACCUUUUCGAGCACCAGGAGGACGAGGGCGAGUGGGCGGCCCUGAGCGAAGACCCCGCCCGACAGGCCGAGAGUCGGGCCCGCGUCCUGGCCAUCGCGGACGUCAUUGUGCCCGGCCACGGGCCCCCGUUCCAGGUGUUGAGGGAGGGAGCAGGUGGCGGCGCUCAAUAAAGGGGGUGGGGGUCGAGGCGAGCGGCUGGUCGAGCCCUCCUGCCUGGGGCGGUUGUUGGCCCCCAAAGCCGCUGGGGUCGGAGACUUCCAUCAGGACAGCCGCUCCCUCCGUGGCCGACUGAGGGGCACUGAAC